Tetrahymena thermophila SB210 is the source of this 2640-nucleotide messenger RNA. RefSeq names its product WD domain, G-beta repeat protein. Gene Ontology annotation, molecular function: protein binding. The transcript has 9 exons. The record is from RefSeq and is a predicted model, not a curated record. NCBI's taxonomy places the organism in Eukaryota, Ciliophora, Oligohymenophorea, Hymenostomatida, Tetrahymenidae.
UUAAGGUUUAAUAUUAAAAAACAAAAUCAUUUGAUAAUUAAGAGAAAAAGCUAAGAAAUAAUAAUAAAUUAUAAAAAAGAUUGUAAAUUAAGAAAGGAAUUAAUCAAUCAAUCAUUCAUUCAUUUAUUUAUUUACAUAAAUACAACAAAAAAGUUAACUCGUUUGGAAAGAAAAUAUUUAGUAAUAAAUAAAUAAAAUAACGUUGUAAAGCAAGUGAUGUAAUAGCCGCCUCUUGGUUAUACAUGGGAAGGAAUUAUAGAUUUUCUUUAAAUUCAUCAGAGCAUAAUGAAGGCUCGGGAAGAUUAAUUUGAUUAAGAAAAGGCAAAGUUUAAUGUAAGGAUAAUCUAGUUAGAAUAAGAAGUAGGAAAUUUAAAAUUAAUUAAUGAAACAAUGAGCUAACGAAUUUCUGAGCUAGAAGUUAGACUUGGAAUCGAAAAUCCUCACUAAAAAAUAAAUAGGUAGGCAGCAUAGCAUGCAAAGGAGGUAAAAUAAAGAAAUCACUAAAGAGUAAAAAGUGAUCAAGUGUAAAAUUUUGUCAAAAUAAAUGAAGAUUUUUCAGUUAAUAGUUCUAUGCUUCAAAAGUAAGCGAAGGCUUCUGGAUUGAGUUUUCAUGUUGGAGGUGGGUCAUCUUCAAUGUCAUUUUAUCAGAAUGGAAGUUAAGUAAACUAAGGAUUGAGUUUAAGUAAUACUUUCGAUGGUAUGACUAGCAAAAGUUUAGUGCACUAGUUUUUGCAAAAGGUUGCUUGUGACCAAGAAGAUUCUUAAAGUAUAUUAAACAGUGAUUAAUUAGGUACAAAACAGCACCACUAAUCAUAAUCUGCGAAUAAUUCUGUGAAUAAUGGAAACUCUAUGAUGAUGUAGGGAGAAUUUGAUUAGAAUGGAAAGUAAAAAAAAUAAAAAAAAUCAACUGGAUCUCAAAAAAAUACUUAUAUCUAUAAUUAGACAACAGUAAAUUCGAUUAACUCAAAUAAUUUUAUCAAUGCCUACAAUAAUUAGCAAAUGUAGAUCAAUUAAACUCUUCAAAACAGCUUUAUUUCUUCUAAUAAGUAAUAAUAAACUCCAUAACACAGCUAAUCUUCUUCAUCAAAUAUUGUAAUCACUCCUUAAUCUGCUAAUAAUGGAUCUCAUCAGUAGUAAGGCUCGAUUAGACUUUAAGAAAAUAUGUCUAAAUCAACUCCUCCCAACUAAUCUUAAUCAUUAAAUCUUCUUUAAAUGUCUCAAUAACUUUAACAGCAACCACAGUAAUAACAGAUAACUUAGACAAACAGUUAAAUAAUACAAUAAUCCUAAGAUCUAACUAGUUCAUAAAAUUUGUCAUAAAAUAAAUCAAAACUUAAAACAAAUAAUCUGCACAUUAACACCAGCAACAACAUGAUUCCUAAUUUUUUAAAUAAUUCAAUUAGUUCUUCUAAUUAAAAUUAUAAUACGAUAACAAAAUCAAUUCCUCUAAGUGCUAAAAAUUCUAAUACCUUUAUGAAUAGCACUAAGUCAAUAAUAACUACUAACGCUACAUCUCCUCAUACAAUGAGUGACUCUUCUAAUGAAAAUCAAAUGAUUACAGGCAAAAAAAUUUGGAAUCCGAAAUGCACUCUUCGUUCGCACUUGGACGGAGUACGUGGACUUUUCUUUACAGCUGUUGAUCCCAUACUAGUAACAGCAAGUGAAGAUUGCUUAAUAAAACUUUGGGAUAUUAGAUAGUUUAAAGAUAGCCACGAAAACUCUUUCUUACAACCUUAUUACACAAUUAGAGGCCACACUGGAUAAAUCUUUGCCUUAACAGGAAACCAAUAAUAAGUUGAUUCUACUAUCAACUACUAGUGUUACAAUUUUAUUUUCUCAGCAGGUAUAGAUGGUGUGAUAAAAGCUUGGAAUUUGCCAUUACCAGAAGAAAUCGAUGCUUUGGGUCCAUCCGAAGGUAAAAAUGUUAGUGUAGGAGAAUGGUAGGCUCAUCAUGAGACAAUAUGGGACUUAAAUCAUCACCCAUUUUAACCAAUAUUGCUCAGCUCAGGAGCAGAUGGUUACAUCAAAUUAUGGAAGACAUUCGUAACGGUUGAUGGCACCAAUUUAAUUAGUUUAUAAUAGGGAGAUUUGAUUUCAUACUUAACUUACAAGCCAGGCUAAUUCUAAGACAUUCCUACUUCAGUGUCUUGGGAUCAUUAAAGAAGUUAAAUUCUAAGUGGUUGGGCUUAAAGCAAUAACUUGGUUUGCUUUAAUAUCGAAAACAGCAAAAUAUCUUCUAUUAUUAAAUAUAAUUAAGAAAAUUAAAAUUUAUCAGCUUAAGUCAAUAAAGUAAUUUGUCAUGAAGGUAUUAACUGUGCAAUAUCUGGUCAUGAAGAUAGGCAAAUAAGGUUCUUUGACCUUAAAUCAAAUUCUUUGAUAAAGAAUUUGAUAGGUCACACUGAUGCAGUAACUGGGCUCUCUGUUCAUCCUAAUCAGUUUUACAUGUCAUCUGUUGGUCAUGACGGAAGCAUGAGAACAUGGGAUAUUCGUAAAUACUAAUGCAUUCAUGAUAUACCUGUGCAUAAAAGAAAAUACGAUGAGUCUGCUCAUACUGUGAUGUACCAUUAAAAGUAACCUCUAAUAGCAACAGGCGGAGCAGAUGGUUUAGUUAAAAUUUUCCAUUAACAAGACAUGAUUUGA